This is a messenger RNA of Ceutorhynchus assimilis (cabbage seed weevil), 6782 nucleotides long. The record is from the annotation of a GenBank genome assembly. NCBI's taxonomy places the organism in Eukaryota, Metazoa, Arthropoda, Insecta, Coleoptera, Curculionidae.
UUCAAAGUUUUCCUGGAAAACUAGUGAAGGGAAAAUUUUGAUAUUUUUUUCAUGUAAAGAGGAAGGUGAGAAGCUCAUUUUUCCAAAGUGUGAAAUUUUUCCAGUAGAAAAUUACAACAUGAGGAAUCUUAGAAAUCAACCUACAAUAAUUGAAUUAAUUGAAAAUACAGUAUCACGUAUUUCAAAGUUUUCCUGGAAAACUAGAGACGGGAAAAUUUUGUAACUUUUUGCAUGUAAAGAGGAAGGUGAGACGCUCAUUUUUUCAGAAUUUCGAAGCUUUCCAGUAGAAAACAGCAACAUGAAAAGUCUUGGAAGUCAACCUACAAAAACUGAAUUAAUUGAAAAUACAGUCUCACAUAUUUUAAAGUUUUUCUGGAAAACUAGAGAAGGGAAAAAUUUUGAAACUUUUUGCAUGUAAAGAGGAAGCGCUCAGUUUCCCAAAAGUUCAAAAUUUUCCAGUGGAAAACAGCAACAUGAAAAAUCUUGGAAAUCAACCUAUACAAACUGAAUUAGUUGAAAAUACAGUCUCCCACAUCUGAAAGUUUUCCUGGAAAACUAGUGAAAGGAACAUUUUGAAACUUUUUGCAUGUAAAGAAGAAGAUGAGAAGCUCAUUUUCCCAAAGUUUCAGAUUUUUCCAGUGGAAAAUAACAACAUGAAUAUUGGAAAUCAACCUACAACAACUGAAUUAAUUGAAAAUACAGUCUCACACAUUUCAAAGUUCUCUUAGAAAACUAGUGGAGGGAAAAUUUUGAAACUUUUUGGUGUGAAGAACAUUUUUUCAAAAUUUGAAAUUUUUCAAGUAAAAAACAGUGAGAUGAAAAAUCCGAGGAAAAAUCUUGGAAAUCCACCUACAAAAACUGUAUUCAUUAUUCUUUUGAAUUUUUCAAAUUUGACAAUUUUCUUCAAAUUCCUCAUAAAUUCCUCACAAAUUCUCCCAAAUUCUCCAUAAAUUCCUCCAAAAUCCCUAUAAAUUCCCCAAAUUCUCAUAACUCCGGAUGAAUUCCUACAAAUUCCAGACAUUUUUGCCAAAGAAUUCCUAGGUGGUUUGCCCCUUGAAAAUAACUAUGAACAUUCUAAAUUGUUCCAAAUUGCUCCUGAAAAUUCUGAUUUAGCUAUGAACUAUUUUGGAUGCUUAUUAAAACUCUACAGUAAUCUGAAUUCGCUCCUGAAAGGCAUUUUGCACCUUUCAACCUGAAUCCUAAGAUUAUGGCACUUUUCAAUAUGUUUCUGUAGAUUCUAUGAUUCUAGAGUAUUUUGAAGCGUCCUAAAGUGGGUUUCAAACUUCUGAAUUGUUCUAAAAUACUUUUGAAAACUGUAAAUAGUUUUUUGAAUGUUCUGAGGCGUUUUUUGGUGUAUAAUCUGCAGGAAUUAGUAUGUUGCAUUAUGUGUUAUGUAAAACAUUCCCUAACUUUUACACAACACGUAGUGGUAGAUAGCCAUAAGUAAAAUACUGUGUUUUUCGUCCUUUUUUUUAAUUUUCGUAUUAUAAAUAAGUAAAAAACAGUUCAAGAAGAUCCUAUUGAUAGUGUCUAUAUAUAGUCUAGUGAUACUAUAGGUAGGCGCUGAAAUUCACAUUGAAGAUUCAGAAGUCAGAGACGAGUUUAAUUUAUCUGAAAAUUUUGACAUUUUUAGUGAUAAGACGUGUAAAAAGACCAAUGAUAUUUCUAUUGAAUAUCACUGUUAGAAAAUUCACUCUCUGUUGGUUAUUUUUUAGUAAAAAAGUUUCUUCCGGGCUAUAAUGCCGUGUAGUAUUAGUAUUUGUACCUAACGUUUUGUCUACUGCUGCGGUAGACAUCUUCAGAGGCGGUGUGGUAGGGGACGAAGUGUUCUCUUCCGUGUUCCUCCGAUGACUAGAUUCGACGUUGUGUUAUUUAUAUCCAGGGUUGUGGGCGUGACUUGUAUUACGCUAUUUUCCUUGUCUUGUUCUCAGAAAGAAAUGGUCUUUGUUUUUCGGAGAACUGGCAACCAGCUUUUGUUGAGGUUCAUGCCCUCUUUUUUUUCUGUUGAAAUUAUUGUGGUGUUUCUGUAUCUCUAUGGCUUCUUUGUGGAGUGUGCACCCGGAUUCCGAACCCACAAUUCGAUAGUAUCGUCUAUAUAUAUUACACAGACGAUUCUAUCGAAUCGUGGGUUCGGGAUCCGAGCCCUGGUGUAAAAAGGUUCUAUCCAAUGCUUGAGUCUGCGAAUGACAUGGUUUGUUUGUGUAAGCACGUGUUCGGCCAUUGCUAAUCUAUCUAUUUGUCCCUGCUGAUAGUUUCUUUUGUGUUCUGUGACCCUGGUGUUGAGAGAGCGUUUGGUUGUUCCUACAUAGACAGAUCCACAAGAGCAAGGAGAACGAGACAAGGAACCAAAACCCUGGAUAUAAAUAACGCAGAUCCAACAACGUUAAAUCCAGUCAUCGGAGGAACACGGAAGAGAACACUUCGUCCUCUACCACACCGACUCUGAAGAUGUCUACCGCAGCAGUAGACGAAACGUUAGGUAGAAAUACUAAUGGACUCCGGUUAGUUUUGAUGUCGUCUCAUUGUUUACUAAGGUACCAGUGAAUCAGGCCUUAAAGAAUCCUACUUCCUGGACCAUGUAUAUCUGACAAUUUGAAGCUGCUGCAAGUACCAAUUGAUGGAACGACAAAAAAAAAGCUAUAGCACUAGGAUUCCCAAUUUUCGGGAUCAGGAUCCCGGGAUUAAAAAAACUAGACCCCGGGAUCCCAGGAUUAACCCCAAUAUAUUUUUUUGAAUCUAACACCACACCAUGAAAGGAAGUAACAGAAUAGCCUGUUUACUGAUCUUCUAUUUACCACUCACAAGAUACAAGACUAUCAAACAUCGGUAAAGAAGUAUAACCUUGAGCGCCGCGCCAUUCGGGAAUUGAGGAAUCCUCGUCCGGCAUUGGGUGAUUCCCAUUUCCCACAUCUGCUGUAACCUUUAAACUUUACCGGAGUAAAGCCGUAUUCAGUGCUGGAUUGCAAUAAUUUGACUAUUACCGGCUCUUGAAUGAUCUUCCUAAAGGGAAUCAAGAGGCUGGGAUAGUUCAAAUUUUGAUUAUCACCGGCUCUUGAGCCUUAAUUCCUUGGAUAAUUUCUCUAGAGGGAAUCAAGAGCCUGCAAUAGUCAAAUUUUGAUUAUUAACAACUAUAUUUCUCUCUAAAAUAAUUAGAUUUCUCCUCCAAUUAGGUAUACCAAUCACGAACGUUAUAAACCGCACCCGGCUGCCCUUCAUCAAAAACCUCCAAACAAAAUCGCCCCAAGUAGAACCCAAAUCAAUUUUCAACAGGAAACGUAUCAAAAAAGAACCCCUGGAAAUUAGGAAAUCGACUGAAACUCCUCCAACAACUUUGGUUCCAGUCAAUAACAAACCAACCUUAGCCAAUAACAAUAACAACAACAUUACUUCAAAUUCUGAGUCAGAUUCUGAUUCCAUAAUAGCUGAACCCGUCCCAGUAGUAGCAAACGAAAUUAAACCAAUAGAAGAAAUUAAACCUGAACUAAUUGAAAACAAAGAGACAAUUGAAGCAGUCCAAAAUGUCCCACAAUUAAUCCAAGAAAGCAAUAACAUUAUAACAAAUUAUGGAGAAAUAACUCCUAUUAAACUAGAAGAUUUAGAAACCAUAGACAUAAUGAAUACCCCUAUAGAAUUAGACAAUAGUGAAAUUGAUAUAUUAGACAUUAAGCCUGAAUUGAUGCAAGAAACACAUGCUAAUUUCUUUUCUUUGAUUCGUGACGUCAUUUGCUCAACCAAUGAGCAUAGAAUGAACAUGUAUACAUUGCAAGAAAGAUUAAAAGCCUGGCAAGAGAACCCAAUUAGUCCUUUAAAUGAUUGGUAUAGUUACGUGGACAAUUGGAUCAAUAUUCUUCCAUCAGCAAUAACGUUUUUGUGCGGCAAUGCCUCAGAACAACCUGACGAUUUUGUUCCUUAUAUGGAAUAUAAAACACCUUUGGAUGUUUACCAGUGGAUUGGAGCUGGCAGGGAUUCAGACCAGUUAUUGAGCAAUUUGUGCACCUUUUGGCUACAACAUAGAAGCGAAAGCAAAAUGAUCAAGCCUGUUGAAAUCGAGCUGGAUAUUGCUGACAAAGGUAGUACUCCUCCGCCUCCAAGAUGUCCUACAACUUGGGCAGUGAAAAAGGCUUCUGCUGAAGAUGUCAAGAGUUAUAGGGAACAAGAACGUAGGCGAUAUGAUAAUCCUCACAAGGCCUUUACAUAUCGGUGCAAUGGUUAUGAAUCAGUGGUGGGGCCUUUGAAGGGUAUCUACUAUCCAGCUGCUGCUAAUUCAAAAGCAAGAGGCCACACUAUGCUCAAUGCUGACCGGCCAAACUUUGUUACGAUUUUGUCGCUGGUUAGAGACGCCACUGCUCGUUUGCCCAAUGGUGAAGGAACUCGGGCUGACAUUUGCGAACUAUUGAAAUCUUCCCAGUAUAUUUCGGCUACUGCUCCAGAAAAUGUGCUGCAGUCUGUUGUUUCUGGUGCGCUGGAUAGGAUGCAUACUCAAUGGGAUCCUUGUGUCAAAUAUGAUCAGAAAAGGAAGAUAUGGAUUUACUUGCACCGACACAGGACGGAAGACGAUUUCGAACGGAUCCACCAACACUACCAAGGAGUGCAAAAAGUAAAGAAAAACACACGAAAAUCGCCGGCCAAACCGAAAACCCCCAAAGCGGAAAAACCACCGCCAAAGGCCAAACCUCAAAAACCACCUGUUGUAGCUAAUCACGUGACAACGCAACCGUUUGUGAUAAAAUUAGAAACCGAACAACAAAAACCUGAUGAAAUCAAAGAAGAAAUCCUUGUUGAUAAUAAAGUUGCUGAGCCUGAAGUUGUAGUGGUACCACAACAAAAAGUACUCAAACCAAAACGACAAACCUUGUACCAACCUAAACUCACUCCAAUUGACUCAACUGUACCAAGCUUAGUACCAACAACCCCAUCAAAAGGUACCAGUUUACUGAUCAGCAACAACCCCCCAAAACAGCUACAAGAAGUAUCUGCAAAUUUAGAGCCAGAGAAACAUCUAAGCAUGCUUAAAACUGCCCCAAAAGGCUCUGUGGUGAAAAUAAUGCCUUCACAAGUAGGCAAAUCCAUUAUCGUACCAACUUCGAACCAGCAAAUCUUGAAACAGGUGCCAGAACGACCCAAAAAGGCUCAGGUAAAGCAACAGAGUCUGGCCAGACAGACCAAAAAGAAAACUAAAGAAUUACCAGAAGGCAAAAUCCCAGUCAGCAUUCAUCAGCAAAUCGUCCAAGGCCUGACCACGCAACAGCUGCAAAACAUCAAAAACGUCACUCUAUUACGUACCAACAUAGAACCCCAACAAGAAGUUCCAAUACCCAAAAUGUCAUCGCCUAAUACUGAAAAUAUGCAACUGAAAACCACUGCAAGCCUGACAACAGCGCAAACGCAGCAAAUACUUCAAACUAUUAAGCAAAAGUAUGCGGCACCCAACCAGCAGCAAGUUUUGCUGAAGCAAAAAAUGGUGCAAGUGAAUCAGAAACAACUUCCUACUACUAAAAAUGAAGUACCAAUGGUGGCAAAAGUCUUGACAAACGCAGCUGGGCAAGUUAUAUCAGUGGAAAGUUUGCUGGCCCAUCAGAAGACUCAUGGGAGUUUGCCGCAAGGUACCACUCUUCGGGUGCAGAGCAGCAAGGGGCAGCAAAAUUUGAUUCACUUGACAGGUACUACCACAAAACCCAAUAGUGCUAUUGCGCACUUUACAGUUGGGACUCAGAAUAAUCUUGUGGCGUUGACUACGCAGCCUAAGCUUGUGGUUGCCUCGCAAAGUACUACUACUAAUGUUACACCGGCCAAACCGCAAUCUUCAAGAAACACAUCUCGCACUCACUCCAAAGUCCCCAGCGUUUUGAUGAACACCAAAAUAGUCGCUGACACUCAAAAAACGACACCCCAAACCAAGGUGGUACCGCUAAAAGUACCCGGGGCAAAAACAACCGCACGGACCGCAAAUUUCGCCAGCAGCUUGCGUAUGCUCAACACUGGCAAUUUGAAUCUGACUACUUUAGAUGGCAAACCUGUGUUACUAGCUAGCAAAACAGGCUUACAGAGUUUGCACGGACAAAAUGUACUUGUACAGGCUCAUCCCGGUACUAAUCAAAACGCAUCUUCGUUGGUACUGCAAGGAGCAGUUACCAAAAAACCCUCAAGUCAAUCUAGUGUCUUAAACCAAACAAGCAGCAUUGUUUUUAGUUCAGCAAUUAAAAACCAGCUACCGCAACAAGUACUGUUUUCCAGUCAAGGUACCAAAGGGGGUGCUACAACAACACAAGCUGGUCACAUAAUGUUAGGUAAUCAACCAAUCCGGUUGCAAGCAGGUACCCCUGCUGGUCAAAGGGUGGUACUAGCCAGCCAAAGCCAAGGCGGUCAAAUAUUGGCCCAGCAAAUUUUACUGCCCGCCGGAUUUCAAGGCACUGCCAUUAAUAUUAAGUCUUUGCAAGGGGUGAAGGUUAUACCGUUGGCUCAAACGACGCAAAAAGGUCAAAGUAGACAGAUUGUAGCUAAAGUUAUGAGCCCUAGUCUCGUGAAAACUACACAACCGGCACCGGUGCAGCUUCAGCAAGAAUCAGUUACUAUACAUAGCUCGGAAAGUGAAUAGUCUUUAUUUUUUGUAUGUUAAUUUAUUUAUAUGUAGUCACUAAUUUAUUGUUUUUUUGGCAAUACUAAUUUGGACAUUGAAGGUGUUUAUUUGUUUAUAUACUUAGGAAGUCUUUAUUUUUUUUUUUUUUGUGGAUUGAUUAAAGACAAAUUUGACAAUGAGGGAGUUGUUUCCUUUUACCGUAAUG